CAUGUAUAGUAAAUAGUACAAAGAAAGAAAGAAGAGACCACGUACCAACUGUCAAUUACCAACUCGGUCGUUUUGAGGGUUUCCAUUCUGUGAGUCCUGAAUGGUAUGCAUUUAAUUUAAAACGUAAAUGAGAAUGAAUUCAAAUAUUUCCAGCUUAAAUGCGGCCAUGGCUAUGGAAACUUCAAUUUUUCCCUUCACUUGCAUGAAUUCUCUAUUUCCUUCCCAACAGCUUUGGAUUUUGGGCUCCAGAGAACUCAUCUUCUCAUUUCAGUUAUUCUUGAGAGACAGACAGCACUAGACUUGAAAUAUGGAGAUAUGAUUGCCAGUCACCAUGCGCAGAGUGAAAAUGGAAUCUCGUAGGAGAUCAUCAGCACUUGAACUGAUCCUUUUACCAGUAUUCGGUUUUUUAAUGGGAUAUUUUGUUGGUUCUUCGUUUCAUACAGUUAUGACAUUGAAGGUAGAGUUGGCUAGGCAUGUGCCGAAUCCAUAUUCAGAGAGGAUUGAUCCACUGUUCUUUUGUGAACAGAUUUUUGUAAACUCAAUACAGGAUCCAUUGUUUACUUCAGAAACCAAGUAUGCUAAUCUGGUUUCUAAACCAAAAGAAAGCAUAAAGAUAUAUGUUCCAACAAAUCCGCGUGGAGCUGAGUCCUUACCUCCAGGUAUUAUUGAAUCUCAGUCCGAUUUGUAUCUCCAUGGCUUGAGAAGAAAUCUUACAGAGCAGUUGGUAGCAAAACCAAAGUAUCUGCUGGUUUUAACUGUCGGAUAUCUUCAGAAGGCCAUAGUUGAUGAUAUUAUCUCAAAGUUUUCGGAGAACUUUUCGUUUGUUCUACUUCACUAUGAUGGGAAGACAAGUGAGUGGGACGAGUUUGAGUGGUCUCAACGAGCAAUUCAUGUCAGCAUAAGACGACAAACAAAGUGGUGGUAUGCCAAGAGAUUUCUCCAUCCAGAUAUCAUAGCCCCAUAUGAAUACAUAUUUCUCUGGGAUGAAGAUCUCGGAGUAGAGAAUUUUAAUGCAGAAGAGUAUAUUAAACUUGCAAGGAAGUAUGGGUUAGAGAUAUCACAGCCAGGAUUAGAUCCAAAGAAUUUCUUGCAAUGGUCGAUGACAGAGAGGAGGGAUGAUGUAGAAGUCCACAAGGAGACUGUUGACAGGACUGGUUGGUGUCGCGACCCACAUUUACCACCCUGUGCAGGGUUCGUUGAGAUAAUGGCUCCAGUUUUCUCACGAGAGUCGUGGCGUUGUGUCUGGCACAUGAUUCAGAAUGAUUUGGUACAUGGUUGGGGUCUAGAUCUCAGUCUGCAAAAAUGUGUGAAGCCAGCCCAUGAAAAGAUAGGUGUUGUUGAUGCCCAAUGGAUAGAACAUAAGGGAGUGCCUUCGCUUGGAGACCAGGGUAAAGCUAUUGAUGGAAAGGCCCCAUGGAAGGGGGUUCGGGCAAGGUGCUUUGCUGAAUGGAAAGAAUUUGAUAGACGAAUGUGGAAAGCUGAACAGGAGCACCUCAAUCUAACCAUGCAUUGAGUGGAUGACUACAUUUUGAGUGAUAGUCUGGAAUGCAAUUGCACUGAAGAAGGCUUAAUACAAAUCAAGAGACAGCUAAAAUUUUCUUCCCCAGUUGCCCAUUUGGGCUUUAUUUUCCUUCAGGAAUUCCCUUUUCUAUUCUCUCUGAAUAAAAUUUACUAUCAAUGUCAAAGUUCUCUCAUUGAAUUGUUUUUUA
Messenger RNA from Macadamia integrifolia, 1709 nucleotides. RefSeq lists its product as uncharacterized. Lineage: Eukaryota; Viridiplantae; Streptophyta; Magnoliopsida; Proteales; Proteaceae. The record is from RefSeq and is a predicted model, not a curated record. The coding region runs from base 332 to 1513 and encodes 393 amino acids. The transcript has 15 exons.